Paramisgurnus dabryanus is the source of this 2039-nucleotide messenger RNA. RefSeq lists its product as uncharacterized. The record is from RefSeq and is a predicted model, not a curated record. Gene Ontology annotation, molecular function: nucleic acid binding; zinc ion binding. NCBI's taxonomy places the organism in Eukaryota, Metazoa, Chordata, Actinopteri, Cypriniformes, Cobitidae.
ACUGUGAACGUGAUACCUACCCAGAAAGCUGUAAACAGCAGAGCCGGUGAGAAUUACUCGAAGUCUCAGUAACAGUGUCUUUGUGUUCUAGCGGCCACCUGUGGAGAGAGAGCAGAACGAGAGUGAAUCAUUGAAGAGCAAACUGUGAACGUGAUACCUACCUAGAAAGCUGUAAGCAGCAGAACCGUGACUAUUUGUGGGGCACAAGGAGAACGUGGGCGGACGUACGACAGGGAACGUAAAGGCACGUGGGGCGAGGACCCCCUGCCGACCCGAGGAAGGGUACACCGACAGUGGAGAUCCUCCUUACCAGUCACACCAAAAAUUAUUCUGCCUCCAGGACGGAAGAAGGAGGGCGCCACGGUUAGCAGGGUCCAGGCCGGAGCCUGACGUUUCCCUUUCUCCCCCGGCUUAUGGUGGUUGGCACCCCUGUUGCCCUUGGCCUGUCUGCCCGUGGCUGCAGUCUCCCUGGAGGGAGAAGAAGAGACCUAUUAGUUUUAAUUUCCCCUUUCCCCAAAUUCCCAGUUCUUUUAAAUAUUUAAACUAAAUAAAGCUUGUUUUAAAUUUUACUUACCUGUUCCCGUGUUUGUCUGGUCAUUGGGUUGGCUUUGGGGACCUCCUCGAGGUGGGAGUUGCAAAGGGGCGUGGCUUUAGUUAAAAUAGCCAGCCCCUGGUGGUGACGGAUUUUGGCGUAGUCGGCAGGGCCCCACCUCGAGUUGAGUAACCAAGGUCACCCAAUGACUGACAACGCGGGGCCUGCAGCCCCACCCCGUGCCACAUCUAUUAUCAUGGGAAGCCCAUGGAUCCAGAAAUAUGGAGGAGCAGAGUCGGAGGUACGACUGACCGAAUGGAAGGCCCAAUUAGAGUACUUGGCCGACUUGCAGGGCCUUAGCGCCGCUCAGCGGCUCCAGUUUGUGUUGAACUCCCUAGAGGGAGAAGCACGGCGAGAGGUACAAGCCGCCCCCGAAGCAAUCCGAGCCACCGCCCAGACUGUGUUCCAGUUCCUUACUGAACAAUAUGGCGACCAUACCCCCGUAGCUGUCCUCCGUUCACAAUUUUUUAAUUGUAAGCAAGGCCCCAGACAACCUAUUAGAGCUUUUGCCCUCAGGCUGCGAGAGCAGUUCACUCGCCUGCAGGCCCGACGGGACCAUGGGCUAGGAGACGGAGAAACCUUGUUACGCGACCAGUUCCUCCUGGGGAUGAAAGAGGGCCCCGUGAGACAAAGUCUGAGGGUCCAGUUUCGACGGGACUCCGGGCUUACCUUUGAGGACCUAAAGAAGGAGGCGCUGGCCUUGGAAGGUGAUGAGGUCGAAGUAAGUGAAACCCCUGUAUGUGCAGCCGUAAGUGGGAACACCGCAGCACCACCUGAACACGCAGAUUGGAAGCAAGCCCUCAGAGUAGAAUUGUUGAAAGAUGUCCGAGAGCAGAUGUCGGAACUAUCUAAGACUCUUCUGGGAGAACUUCGUCAAGGUAGGGCGCAAGAGGAACCGAGGCCGGCACCCCGAGAGCGAGUCUACUCUGAGAGGGGCCGAGAGCCACCGGGGCGCCCAAACCGUUUUAACCGGCCCCGCUUUGAGUGGGAUGACCAAGGGCGGCCAAUCUGCAAUCGUUGUGGAGAACCAGGGCAUUAUAGCCGUCAGUGUGGGCCUCGCAGGGCAUCGGAAGGGGGUUUUUAGGACGACCGGCCACAGUGGGUCGUGUGGCCGGGACCCCUCGAGGAGACCCGGAAAGACGUGAUAAUUCAAGAGGCCAGAUGGUGGGGCAUAGCCCAAUGGCGGAGGUGAAGGUAUGUGGCAAGACAGUACAGUGCCUGGUAGAUACAGGCUCUCAAGUGACAUUGUUUGCCGAAAGUCUCUCGCAGGAAGUAUUCGGGAAGCAGAGAACCCAAGGAGGAGAGGCCCCCUGGCUGACGUUGCGGGGCGCCAACGGCUUAGAGAUUCCUUACAUUGGCUAUCGGCUGACGGACUUAGAAGUGCACGGGGUGUUAGUUCCCCAAAAAGGGGUGAUCAUCGUGGAAGACAGGUGUUUGGGAGUCCAUC